This is a messenger RNA of Pseudophryne corroboree (corroboree frog), 2723 nucleotides long. It is a transcript of the gene GRHL3, whose product is annotated as grainyhead like transcription factor 3. Gene Ontology annotation, cellular component: nucleus. The record is from RefSeq and is a predicted model, not a curated record. Gene Ontology annotation, biological process: regulation of transcription by RNA polymerase II. The coding region runs from base 32 to 1795 and encodes 587 amino acids. NCBI's taxonomy places the organism in Eukaryota, Metazoa, Chordata, Amphibia, Anura, Myobatrachidae. Gene Ontology annotation, molecular function: DNA-binding transcription activator activity, RNA polymerase II-specific; RNA polymerase II cis-regulatory region sequence-specific DNA binding. The transcript is spliced from 15 exons.
CCUUUUUGUUCUCCCCAGUUAUCGGCCAAUCAUGCUGCUACAGAACGACAGCAUUAAUCUCCAGAAGUAUUCCUACUCCAAUGAAGAUGAAGCAUGGUCUAAGUACUUGGAUAACCCUAUGACAGUAGCCUCUAAAGCCAUGAUGAGAGCAAACGGGGAAGACGACGGAGUUGCUGCAUUGAGCUUUCUCUAUGAUUACUAUAGGGUACCCAAAGAAAAAAGAAUAAUUCCAUCAGGAUCAACAGAUCGUUUUGAGCAAGUGAAAAGGAAUUGCAUUGAAUAUGAUUCAGACAUUUCAUCUUUUGAAAACCCAACACAGCUUAUGAAAUUUCUAGCAGAUAACACCUCAUCCAUUCAAGAGUAUUCAGAAGCACAUAAAAAGAACACCUAUCUAACUUUGGAAGCUUUUACAAACACCAAUAAACUGACUUUACAAUCAAUAACUAAUAAAUUAUGCAGCGAUACACAUGAAGAUUUCAUGACGUCGUGUGAUGUGUAUGAGAAGAAUCCAUUAAAUACUCUGUUUGAGCCACUGCAUGUAGCACAGCCACAACAAAGAUGGCAGCCUGACAGUACCUUCAAGGAGGACUCACCAGAGCCCCUCAUUUUCAGUGAUAUACUUAGGAACCAGGCAGAAUCCACCUGCUCUGAGGACUACUUAUCUACUGAAGCAAACCGUGAUUUUGAGUACUCCCUAGAAUCCCCCAAAGCUAUUCAUGUGAAGUCUGGAGACUCACCAAUGGCAUAUCUCAACAAAGGUCAAUUUUAUCGUGUUAACCUUCGGACAACAGACAAUAGGAAAUGUUUGCAGCUGUCUUCCAAUAAAGUUAAGACCGUGGUAAUGGUGGUUUUUGACAACGAAAAAAACCCAGAAGAGCAGCUGAAACGCUGGAAACAUUGGCACUCCAGGCAGCCAACUGCAAAGCAGAGGGUCAUUGAUGUUGCUGACUACAAAGAGAACUGCAACACAGUGGAGAGCAUUGAGGAAGUAGCAUAUAAUGCAUUGUCAUUUGUGUGGAAUAUCAAUGAUGAGGCUAAGAUUUUUAUUGGCAUCAACUGCUUGAGCACAGAUUUCUCUUCUCAGAAGGGAGUGAAGGGUGUGCCUUUAAAUCUCCAGAUUGACACUUAUGACUACGACACUGGGGUGAAGAGACUCAUUCACCGGGCUGUGUGCCAGAUCAAAAUAUUCUGUGAUAAGGGUGCGGAACGUAAGAUGCGUGAUGAAGAACGCAAACAGUUUAGAAGGAAAGGAAAAUGUGCAGAUGUCACCAAAGAUACGAAGUCCUCCGUGCUUCCAGGAUACAGAGGAACAGACAUCACAUACCUGAGGCCAGUGACAGAUAUGGAAACUCAGCCAGUGUUGUUUAUCCCAAACAUUCAUUUUUCCAACAUGCAAAGAUGUGGAGUUGUGCUUGCUGCUGUUCAAGACAAUAACGACAGGUUAGCAUUGAAGAGAAGUUGUCCGUCCUUCACAGGCACCUUUGAGGUCCCACCUUCCAAGCAACAAGCAACUGAAGACUGUCAGCGAGUGUUGUUGUAUGUACGAAGAGAAACAGAAGAAGUGUUCGAUGCCCUUAUGCUGAAAACGCCAGAUCUCCCGGGUUUGAGGAAAGCAAUCUCAGAGAAAUAUGGUUUACCAGAAGUAAGGAUCUGCAGAGUCUACAAGAAAUGCAAACGAGGGAUCCUAGUCAAUAUGGAUAAUAACAUCAUCCAGCAUUACAGCAACCACAUGGCUUUCCUGCUGGACAUAACAGACAUAGAUGGGAGUAUCCAAGUUACACUUAAAGAAUUAUAAUUUUCCUUUUGGACAAACAUAAAAGACUUGUGGGCCAAGGCAUGAGACCCCCAGCGUAACAGACCUCAUAACAUUGCUCCAUUCAUGCACUUGUCCCAAGUCAGCAGAUCAUCAUGCCACCAAGUAUUGUGAAGCCAUACCUUCUUGGGAAAGCCGACGUGGGACUUCUGUGUCACAGACGGAGACACUGUGUUUGGAAUUAUUGUUUUAUGGUAUCCAUAACCCUGGUGAAUUCAAGGCUUGCUGAGAUGAAUGGUUCGAGAUAACUAGCAGUACAUACAGCCAGCUGAGAAAUAAUGGUCACAUUGUGAAGGCAAGUUCUCAAACGCAUGGUUAAUAGUUGAUAAUUCACCAACAAGAUAGGAAGAUUGUAGUGCGUCACGUUGUACAUCUGCACUACCAAUUCACACAUGUCACUGACAAUAAGAAGUCACCAAACGUUGCAACUUUGGAAUGCCUAGUUAGCCAAAGACGCUGUAAAUCUAAGCUCUGAGCUGCUUGUAUCACUGGCUAAUUAUCAACAAUGUUCUCUUAAAUAUAUCAGUUGUGAUGUAUGUCAAACUGAUAAGUACAUUAGAUACAUCUGUAUAUGCCAAUGUAUCUUUAGCUAUUAGCUCCUAGAUCAGUGGCAAUCAUUUUUACAGAAGUUUAAGUGUGGAGUCAAAUAGGAGUAUGAUGUCACACACAGAGUAUUGCUGCUUACUUUUGUCACUGUUUCUAAAGUUAUAUCAACACGCAAGUCCAAAUAAAUAUAAAGGUAUACAUCAAUAAUGUACAGUUUUGCCAAUCCGCUGGUUGUAACAUCAUUACAUUUAAAAAAAGACAAAAAAUAACCUUUUAUUUUUUUACAUUCGAUAGCUGGCAGUUUUGACUUGAACAACCCCCUGAUCUGGAAACAAAAAUGUUACUGUUUUAUACAUUUCUUAUU